CCCGAGUAUAUAUAUCACACCCGUGGCUCUCGGAGGCCGACGGUCUCGGACUGAACCCACGGCCAUGUGCACCCUCAGCUUCCUGCGUGCCUUUGGCCUCUUUGCUGCUCUCCAGGUGCCCGGUGCCUUGGCAGAGGAAGCAGAGACCUUUGCAAAGGGCACAGUCCUGGUGUCCAGCUCAGACCAGAGUGAGAUUGUGAACAAGCAUAAUGACCUGAGGAGAAGUGUUCAGCCUACGGCCAGCAACAUGCUGCAGAUGAGCUGGAACAGGGAGGCAGCAGCCAACGCUCAGAGAUGGGCCAACACCUGCUCCAUGAAUCACAGCCCUGACAGCUCCAGGAAGAUCAGCACUAGCGGCUGUGGAGAGAACCUGUACAUGUCCAGCUACCAGAGCUCAUGGAGCGAUGCCAUCCAGUCCUGGUACGACGAGGUGAAGGACUGGCGCUACGGAAUGGGAUCUGUCAACGGAGGCGUGGUCGGGCAUUACACACAGCUUGUCUGGUACAGGUCCAACCAGGUCGGCUGCGCCAUGGCCUCCUGUCCCAACGCCGCGUACAAGUACUUCUAUGUCUGCCAUUACUGCCCACCCGGAAACUACCAGUACGCUCGCCCCUACAAAUCGGGACCCCCCUGCGGCGACUGCCCCAACGCCUGCGACAACAAACUGUGCACCAACCCCUGCCCGUACGCCGAUCAGUACAACAACUGCCCCGAUCUGAAGCAGCAGUGGGGCUGCAGCAACAAGGACGUGGCCUCUUGGUGCCCCGCCUCCUGCAAGUGCACCACGCAAAUUAUUUGAAUGCCACACGUCCACAUGACUCGUCGGUCAGUUUCAAUAAAGAUAUACACAUCUUCA
This is a messenger RNA of Scophthalmus maximus (turbot), 856 nucleotides long. Its product is annotated as serotriflin. Gene Ontology annotation, cellular component: extracellular region. Lineage: Eukaryota; Metazoa; Chordata; Actinopteri; Pleuronectiformes; Scophthalmidae. The record is from RefSeq and is a predicted model, not a curated record. Bases 65 to 799 code for a protein of 244 amino acids. The transcript is spliced from 8 exons.